Messenger RNA from Trichoderma gamsii, 459 nucleotides. RefSeq lists its product as hypothetical. The transcript is spliced from 2 exons. NCBI's taxonomy places the organism in Eukaryota, Fungi, Ascomycota, Sordariomycetes, Hypocreales, Hypocreaceae. The record is from RefSeq and is a predicted model, not a curated record. The coding region runs from base 1 to 459 and encodes 152 amino acids.
AUGCAAACUCUAGGCUGGUUCGCAUGGCUGCGCGGCGGCCUGAUUGCUGCCUGUGUGAAAUUGGGGCUUCGUGCCAUUGCAGCCACCUGCUUGUAUGCCGCAGCAUUUAAGCCCAACUCUUGGGCUCGCAAACGGUGGGUUGCUGCGGCAGCCAAGAUGCCUCUUCGCCUUAACCCAGACGAGCACCUGCGGGCACCGCACCGACAUGCGCAACGGCCGCCGCAAUUGGAUGCUCAAGAUCCUUGUCGUUUAUUCGGGGUGGGCUUUUCGGAAUGGCAAAACCAGAGCCGGAGUCGCAUCGGUAGCGGUGGCGAGGGCCGUACAGGCAAUAAUGCUAGCCUGAAGGAUCACCGUCCUCCUUGGGAUCUCCCCGCCUGCCCCUCAUUUGCUGGGGACACGGGCACUAAUACUCGCGAUUUCGAUGUAUCAACAUCUUGUAUCGACACCGUGCUUGGAUGA